UUGUUCUGUCAUCAUUUUAUUUACCUUUAGUUUCAGUCUGAAAACAUUCAUUGCUAAAAAAUGUAUUGGAAAUUAAAAGUAAUUUUGAUAAUUGGUGGUGAUAUAAUUGAAUUGUUCGUAAUGUAUCAGUAAUUAUUCAACUGAGAUUCGUAUUAAAAAAUCCUUGAAAGUGCCGAACCGUAAAUCAUUUGGUACAUCUACCAAACCGAUUGAUUUAUACAGUGAUUGAAAUGAUGCGGUAUUCUGAAAUACCACGUGAUCUCUCAUCAGACAGUCUAAGAUGUAGAGAGUACUCAGAGGAAAACCUGUAUUAUGAAAAUUUGCGAGACGAAUCACCGCAAAGUGAUGUAUCCACGAAUAGUGGUCCGGGGCUUCCACUUAUCAGUUCGCUAGAAAAUAACCGUGCCAUUAAAGAUCAAACGAACAAAUGUCAAUGUCAUCAUAAAAAGCACUCCAUAGCUUCCAUAGGACCAAUUGAAUCCAUCAUAGAUCGCAGUAAAGCGACAACGUAUAGAAGGUGUCCUACUCCAACAAAUAAAUCUCAAAGUCUCCCGCCAAACGCGUCUAUCGCCAACAUCGACUCGAUUAUAAUUAGCUGUUUGCGAGUUCCUCCAGAAGAGUUAGCCAACCAAAUAACGUUACUAGACUUUCCAGUUUUUGCUGCCAUUCAUCCAGAUGAGUUAGCAAGUUGCGCAUGGAAUAAAAAGAACAAAGCCGAGCUCUCUCCGAAUGUUGUAGCAUUCACCAAACGCUUCAAUCAUACUAUAUUUUGGACGGUUCAGGAAGUGCUUAACGGAAUAUCAGCCAAAGAAAGGGCCGAAAUCAUCACCCAUUUCAUUAAAGUCGCUCGUUGUUUACACGAAUUAAAUAAUCUUCAUUCCUUGUUUGCUGUAACAUCUGCUUUGAAAAGCGCAAGUGUCUAUCGCCUCGAGAAAAGUUGGUCACACGUUUCGAAGAAGGAUAAACAGCAGUUUGAACGGUUGGCAGACAUUUUUCACGAUGAUAACAAUUGGGCUACUUUAAGAGAAUACCUCGAGAGUCUGAAACUUCCCUGCAUACCAUACCUAGGCUUAUUUUUGACUGAUUUGGUGUACAUAGACUUGGCCCAUCCCCAUAAGGGUGGUUUGGAACCAGAACAACGACGAAUUAAAAUGAACAAUAUUUUACGUGUGAUAUCGAACUAUCAAGGAUCAGACUAUUCCUACAUUCAACCGAUACCAAAAACACUCGAUUAUCUUAAUUCCGUCCGGUACAUUGAGGAGCUGCAGAACAUUUUUGAAGAUGACCAAUACAAAAAAUCUCUCAAAUUGGAACCAUUGCCAUCGUCGCCUUCCUCAUCAGCUUUAAAUGGUAAACUAUACAGCUCUAGGCAAACGAACUCAACGACAAGCUCGGCGGCCGAGAGUAGUCAUUACGGUCAUCCGUCGACGUUAGCCUCUCUAAAUUUAUCACCGGCCAAAUCCAGUUCCAUGCGUUUUCCAACCGUAACGCCGAAUACACCAUCUGCUAAAUUCAUAGGGCAUAGAAAGUGCCGGAGUUUGGGUACGAAUAUUUUCAACAAAAUAUCAUGCACUACUACUCAAUGUUCAACGAGCACUAUGCACCGAACAGAAUCAUUUGUUAAAUCGCGUCACCUUUUGGAUGACUCGGUACUUGAGAACAAAGCUCCAAUAGACACUACGUCGACUGGCAGUUCCGAUGGUGUCAUUGGAUUCGAAACCGAUGCGGAUAUUCCGGCCGAUAUUUUAGGAUUUCAAGGCUGCUUGAGGAGGAAAACAUUGAUGAAGCAUCGACGUAGGCCUACUGUUUCUGCCUGGCAACGGUACUGGGUUCAAAUAUGGGCCAAUUCUUUAGUGUACUUUGCACCUAAAUCAUUCAAAGGAACUGAGCGUACUGAUUAUAAACGUGAACCAUCAAAAAUUUGCACAUUGGAAGGAUGGAAUGUAGAAACAAAGGAUGAUGUGCAAAGCGAUACCUUCCAACUGGUGAAUCAUCAACAUGGGCACAUCUACAAGUUCCGUACUGGCUCUGCGGAUAUCGCUUUACUAUGGUUGCAUGCUCUGAAUAAGGUGAUUUCUCAAUUUACCACUGAUAUUCCAAGUAAACCUCCCGUAAAUUUGAUGUCAUUCGAAUAGUGUAAAUCGAAUGUGAUGGGGUUACUUGAAAAAUAUUGAUAGACUUCUGUUGUAACAUAGGCUCUCUAAAAAAUCGCGAAGAACAAAAAUAAAAGCUUUACAUUUUAUAACAACGAUAAAA
Armigeres subalbatus is the source of this 2256-nucleotide messenger RNA. It is a transcript of the gene RalGPS, whose product is annotated as ras-specific guanine nucleotide-releasing factor RalGPS1. The record is from RefSeq and is a predicted model, not a curated record. Gene Ontology annotation, molecular function: guanyl-nucleotide exchange factor activity. Gene Ontology annotation, cellular component: plasma membrane. NCBI's taxonomy places the organism in Eukaryota, Metazoa, Arthropoda, Insecta, Diptera, Culicidae. The transcript has 9 exons. Bases 231 to 2135 code for a protein of 634 amino acids. Gene Ontology annotation, biological process: Ras protein signal transduction; positive regulation of GTPase activity.